Prunus armeniaca (apricot) is the source of this 255-nucleotide messenger RNA. The record is from the annotation of a GenBank genome assembly. NCBI's taxonomy places the organism in Eukaryota, Viridiplantae, Streptophyta, Magnoliopsida, Rosales, Rosaceae.
AUGCGUGUCAUGGAGACAAUGGCACAGACAAUGGCCACUCAAAAUGCUCAAAUCAAUGAGAGGUUUGAUCGAUGGUUAGGCCAACAAAAUGGCCAAAAUGGGAACCAAGGCGUGCCUAAUGGAGUACCAGCAGCCAGGCCUCAAGUGGAGGCCCAACCAAAUGCCUUUGGAGUGAAUCCGCCUCACCCUGAUCCACUAUCUGGGCAACAAUCCAUAUGCAGCGGUCAACCAAUUCCAAGUUUUUCUGUCAUAUAA